AGGGACCAGAUGCGCUUCUCGUCGAUGGCUAUGGCCCAUUGGUGCAAUGGCUCAAAAAAGAUAUCGAGAGGUUGGGCGGAAAGUUCAUUUUGGGGGAGAAAGUGGCCGAAGUCACGCUGCAAGAAGGAGAGGGCGAAGAGGAUGAAGGAAAAGUACUCUUGAAAACUCAAAAGACGACAAGAGAUGCUACCGAUGAAUCUAAUCAACAAGCGCCGACCCAGAAGCAAUACCUGACUCCUUACUCGCUCUUGACCUUACCACUAGGAGUUCUCAAGCAUGAUCCUCCGGUAUUCAAUCCACCUCUACCGCUCCGAAGGAGACAAGCUAUCGAUCGUUUGGGAUUCGGUUUACUCGAUAAAGUAGUAUUGGUGUACGAAACGGCAUGGUGGGCCAGUUCCGAACAACCAGCUACACGUCCGAAUGAUGGAAACGAGGAUGAGGCCGAGGAGCAAGGCGAUUCAACAAUCAAAAUGCUUCUGGUCUCAGACGAACAUCCGACUAGACUCAUGGGUCCAUCCGGUGGGCUGUAUCCCGACUCGGAGAAUAUCCCAACGGGAGCAUUUCCACCUCGUACACCAGAGUACGUGAAGGAGCAUCCGCAAGCCCUGAUGAUAUUUGACGUGCACGCGCAAUCUGGUAUCCCUGCAUUAUGUCUGUUCAUCGGAGGUGAACGCGGGGAUGUCAUGGAAGCCUGCACGGAUGAGGAGACGAAGAGAUGGGCUGUAGACGCCGUCAACAGCUAUCUGGGGAAACCAUUGUUCACCAGCCGCAGUACCAAUCAAAACAAAGAUAUCCCCCAGCCCAAAGAAGUAAUCAGGACAACGUGGAGAGCGGAUCCCAAUGCAUAUGGCAGUUAUUCCUUCAUUCCGAAAGGAGGGAUUGAAGGCCAAACAGCUGCUUCACCUAUCGAUCAACUAGAGCUGUCCCGCACCUUAUGGGACAAGGUUUUCUGGGCUGGUGAGCAUACCGAAGUAAAUAGGUAUUCGACUGUUCAUGGAGCCUGGACGACUGGCGUAAGAGAAGCCGAAAAGAUACUAGUGAAGUUGGAAGCGAAAUAG
Messenger RNA from Acaulospora colombiana, 1058 nucleotides. The record is from the annotation of a GenBank genome assembly. Lineage: Eukaryota; Fungi; Glomeromycota; Glomeromycetes; Diversisporales; Acaulosporaceae.